CUAGAGUUGAACAUAUACUCUUUGUAGAAGAAUGGAUUCGUUGACACUCAACCAGUUUGCUGUACUCCUGUGGAAAAAUUUUACCUUAAAGAGGAGGAAACUCAUUAAUUCAAUAUUGGAAAUCUUUUUAGCAUUGGUAUUUUCAGUAGUGCUUUUGAUAUUUCACACACUUACUGAAAUAAAGAUUCUUGGGCCUCACAAGUUCACUUCUCAACCCAUCAGUACUCUGCCUUAUUACAUCAGAAAUGCCAGCGAAUGGGAAUUGAUUUACAUCCCUUCUGAUAUUGAUGUGGUGAAAGAAAUCACUGAGAAUGUGAAGAGGAAUCUAAACAUCAGUAUAAAAGUUCGAGGCUUUUCUUCAGAAAGGGAGUUUGAAAAGUACGUUCAGUAUGAUUAUGCGUCUCAAAAAGUGCUUGCCGCCAUUGUUUUUGACUGUGACUUCGAAAACAGCAAUGAUCCUUUGCCACUUCAGGUAAAAUAUCAUCUGCGUUUUGUUAGAGUGCAGAGGACCAUCUGGUGGCCAGACAAGAUAGGCUGGCAAACAACUCUUCUUUUUCCUAAUCAUCCUUCUUCAGGCCCCAGGAACCCAGAGCUUAGUGAUGGAGGAAGUCCUGGGUACAUCAAAGAAGGAUUCCUGGCUGUUCAGCAUGCUCUGGAUAAGGCCAUCAUGCUGUAUCAUGAGAGCAGUCUUGGAAAAAGGCUAUUUGAUGGCAUUACCAUCUUUGUACAGAGAUUUCCAUACCCAGCUUUUCCUCAUCAUGGAUUACUUUGGGUCGCCAGUCCUUUUCUCCCUUUGAUGUUUAUACUUACGUUUUCUCCACUUGUACUUUCCAUCAUGCAGUACAUUGUGCAAGAAAAGGAAAACAGAUUGAAGGAAUACCAGCUUAUAAUUGGACUUAGAAACUGGAUCAUUUGGGCUGCUUAUUUUUUCACAUUCUUCCUUUUAUAUAUUAUUAUUAUAUCUUUGAUUUGUGUAUUAUUCUUUACCAAGGCAAAUGAGCCAAUCUUGCGCCACAGUGACUGUAGUUUCAUCUUUGUCUUCUUUGUGUGUUAUGCCAUUGCUUCAAUAUUCUUUGGCUUUAUGGUUAGCACAUUAUUCGAUAAAGCCCAUUUGGUUGCUUCUGCUGGAAACCUGAUGUUUUUUGCCAGUUUCUUUCCAUUUAACUUCAUCUUUCAACACUAUGGAAAGAUACCCAUCAGUAACAAGGUGGCUGCCUGUCUCAGCUCAAAUGUUGCAUUGGCACUGGGAAUUAAUCUUCUGAUCAAGUUGGAAAUAAAAGAGAUUGGUGUUAAAUGGCAUAACCUUUGGACACCAGCCAGUCUUGAUGAUAACCUCAUCUUUGGCUAUCUGUUGGGAAUGCUUUUACUUGAUGCUUUCUUAUAUGGCCUUGUUACCUGGUAUGUAGAAACUGUCUUUCCUGGGCAGUGUGGCGUGCCCCAACCGUGGUACUUUUUCCUUCUGCGCUCAUAUUGGUUUGGAAAACCAAGAAUUAAAGAGGAAAAAGAAAACGUUGAAGAAUGGAGGAACACAGAGAAGCACCUAUUUGAGGCUGAACCUAUUAAUUUGGUAGCAGGUAUCCAGAUUAAACAUUUGCAUAAGGAAUUCAAUGGCAAAGCAGCAGUAAAUGACUUGUCUUUGAAUGUGUAUGAAGGGCAGGUCACUAUUCUUCUGGGACAUAAUGGGGCAGGAAAGAGCACAACUUUGUCUGUUCUUACAGGUCGUUUUCCUCCUACCAGAGGAGAAGCCCAUGUUAAUGGACUUGACAUUUCAGAUAACAUGAUUGAAAUUCGGAAAAACUUGGGUUUCUGCCCACAGCAUGACUUGUUAUUUAAACACUUGACACUAUCAGAACAUCUUUUUUUCUACUCUGUGAUAAAAGGAAUGCCACUAAAGAUGCAUCCUUUGGAAAUUGACCAUAUGCUGUCUAUUUUUGACCUGCUAGAAAAUCGCCAUGCAUUUUCUCACUCACUGAGUGAAGGAGCAAAGCGCAAACUCUCUGUCAUUAUAGCACUUAUAGGGGGCUCUAAGGUAGUCAUUCUUGAUGAACCGUCAUCUGGCAUGGACCCGGUCUCAAAGAGGCUCACCUGGAAUCUCCUUCUGCAAUAUAAACACAAUCGUACCAUCUUAGUGACCACCCCCUACAUGGAUGAAGCUGACACCCUGGGUGACCGCAUUGCCAUCCUGGUCAGGGGGACUCUGCAGUGCUGUGGCUCUUCUGUCUUCCUGAAACAAACAUAUGGUGCUGGAUAUCACAUAGUCAUGCAGAGGGAACCUCUUUGUGAUGUUGAAAAAAUCUCAGCAAUGAUUCAGUCUCAUGUUCCAGGCGCCGAGUUAGAGAAUGAUAUUGGAGAUGAAUUAUCAUUUGUACUACUCAAAGAAUACACACACAGGUUUGAAGCUCUGUUUGAUGAGUUGGAAAAGAAUCAGAAAGAGCUGGGCAUUGCCAACUUUGGGGUUUCAAUCUCUACCAUGAAAGAAGUCUUCCUUAAGGUCAAUAAGCUGGCAGCUUCCCAAAUGACUAUUCAGGACCAAAACAUAAGAAAAGACAAACAGCAGAAUAAGAACAUGUCCAGAAGUUUUGAAAGUUAUGAAAGACCAGGUUUUUCCAGAACUUUUCCAGAACUUGCUACCAUUAAAUUUAAUACUGGGUUUCCUCUUUACCGCCAACAGUUUUGUUCCAUGUUUAUAAAAAGGGCACUAUUCAGUUGGCGCAACUGGAAGUUGAUCUUGCUACAGAUAAUAGUAAUUUUGGCUGUCACUACAUACCUCUUAAUAGCUCUGCAAUUAAAGGAUGAUGAUGUGCCUGCAAGGGAAAUGGAUUUGACUCAUUAUGGACGAACCAUUGUGCCUUACUCAAUUUCAGGGAAUUCUUAUUUGACUGUGAAUUUCAUAAGGAAUCUUGAUAUUUUUCUAAAGUCCCAAAAUCAAGAACUACGGAAAGUUAAAGGUAGUGUGCAGAAUUACAUAUUGGAAAGUAAAGAGUGUCGUGAAUUCUGCAUUAUUGCACUUUCCAUUGAGGUUGGAAAAAACACAACAGUAUUUACUAUUUUGUUCAAUAAUGAGGCAUACCAUUCAUCUGCAACAUCCCUGGCAGUGUUAGACAACAUUCUUUUUAUGUUACUCUCUGGCCCUAGAGCUUCUAUUACAGUCUCCAACAAGCCUCAGCCACUCCCUGUUUAUGGUUCUAAUGCAGCGCCUAUAAAUGGAUUGCAAAUAGUACAAUGUUUGGCUUUUGGAGUUUCUAUUCUGGCCGGUAGCUUUUGUCUCCAAACAGUAACUGAAAGGAUCAGUAAAGCAAAGCAUAUCCAGUUUCUGAGUGGGGUCUAUGUACUUACAUACUGGCUGUCUGCUUUGUUGUGGGAUCUCAUCUGCUUCUCCGUUCCCUGCUUCUUACUACUGGUGAUAUUCAAAUUCUGUGAAGUGGAAGCCUUUGUUGUGAAUUACAACUUUCUGGACACAAUGUUGAUCUUUAUGCUGUACGGCUGGUGUAUUGUUCCUCUCAUGUAUCUCGGAAGCUUCCUGUUUUCUAGUGGGACUGCUGCCUCCAUCAAGCUUACUCUCUUUAACUACAUUUCAAUUGUUUGCAGUAUCAUCAUUCAGAGUGUGCUACAGUUUUAUGGUAAGGACUUCACACAUUUUUUUUCCUUUCUCAUAAAUAAUGUAUUAAUGGUGCUUCCUAGUUACAACUUUGCAAUGAGUAUCAGCAGAUAUUUUGAUGAUUAUGAAUUGAAAAAACUUUGUACCAGGAAAUUUAAAAGCAUCUACCUGGAUUGUAGUAAAUCAUUAACUCAGAACAAUAUCUAUAGUUUUGGAGAACACGGGAUUGCAAAGUUUCUGGUUACACUGGCUGCCAUGGGUUUGAUUUUCCUCCUCUUGCUUUUUUCUCUGGAGACUGCAUUCUGGAGCCUGAAAAACUUUGUUUUUCAUAACAUUAUUUUUAAUUUCUUCAAUUUAUUAACAAAAGUCAAGACGGCUGUAGCACCCAACCAAGCAAUCAAGGAGCGUGAGGAUGAAGCUAUAACAAAAGAAAGAAACAAAGUCCUGACCCUGCUUCAAACAUUGCAGACUACCCCAGUGCUGCUUAACAAAGUUAGCAAGAUUUAUUAUAAGUGUCCAGUUGUACGAGCCGUAAGAAAUAUCUCCCUUGUAGUUCAACAGUCAGAGUGCUUUGGAUUGCUUGGAUUGAAUGGAGCUGGGAAAACCACUAUAUUCAAAAUGUUAACUGGAGAGGAGACCAUCACCUCUGGAGUUGUGUUAAUUGAUGGCAGUAGUGUCACUGAAAAUAUCAGAAAGAUUAGGUCAAGAAUUGGCUAUUGUCCUCAAUCUGACUCCGUGCUGAACCACAUGACAGGUCGGGAAUUGCUGAUCAUGUAUGCCAGGCUUUGGGGGGUUCCAGAGUCAGACAUUUACAAGUAUGUAGAAGUCUUUUUGUGUUCAGUGCACCUGGAACCACUUGCUGACAACUUUAUCUACACAUACAGUGGAGGAAACAAACGUAGGCUGAGCACUGCUAUUGCCCUAAUGGGAAAGUCCUCAGUUGUCUUACUGGAUGAGCCAUCCACUGGCAUGGACCCAGUAGCCCGACACCUGCUUUGGGACACAGUUACAUGGAUCUGUAAAACUGGUAAAGCUAUCAUCAUAACUUCUCACAGCAUGGAAGAUUGUGAGGCCCUCUGUACUAGACUGGCGAUCAUGGUAAAGGGGAUGUUCAUAUGCCUAGGCAGCCCUCGGCACGUCAGAAAUAAAUUUGGUAAUAUACACACACUAACAGCAAAGAUUAAUAUUUCUAAGGAUGAAGAUAAAGUUAAAAAGUUUAAACAAUUCAUUGAGAAGGCUUUCCCAGGUAACAUCAUAAACCAGGACUAUCAAGGGAUUAUUGGCUACUUCAUUCCAAGCAAGGAAAUUUGCUGGGGAAAGGUGUUUAGUAUUUUGGAGAAAGCCAAAGUGCUAUUCAAUUUAGAAGAUUAUUCCAUCAGUCAGAUAACACUGGAACAAAUCUUCCUGACCUUUGCUAAUGUUGAUAAAUUAGAAAACAGUCAAUAA
Sciurus carolinensis (gray squirrel) is the source of this 5044-nucleotide messenger RNA. Its product is annotated as phospholipid-transporting ATPase ABCA3-like. The record is from RefSeq and is a predicted model, not a curated record. Gene Ontology annotation, molecular function: ABC-type transporter activity; lipid carrier activity; ATP binding. Gene Ontology annotation, biological process: lipid transport; transmembrane transport. NCBI's taxonomy places the organism in Eukaryota, Metazoa, Chordata, Mammalia, Rodentia, Sciuridae. Gene Ontology annotation, cellular component: intracellular membrane-bounded organelle; membrane.